Molecule: messenger RNA, 1566 nt
Organism: Amoebophrya sp. A120
Lineage: Eukaryota; Dinophyceae; Syndiniales; Amoebophryaceae
Source: the annotation of a GenBank genome assembly
CGUAGCUGUAGCGCCAUAUCGCGACUAUAACAACGAACACCCAGGAGAACCACAUCCAGCCUGCUACGCGAGGUAGAAAAAUAUUUGAAGGGUUAUUUGACGCAUAACCGGUAGUGUUUUUUCAUUUUGAUGAAAGCAUUUCAAUUUAUCAUCUAGAGCUGGACGAGCCUGAGGACCAGCAGUGAACAAGUAGCGUUCCAAAAAGUGAAAGAAUGGCUACUACAACUCCAACACGACCACCGCGACCACAUGCGCUUUUUCGCGCCUCUUGCCACCCGGGCGCCGACGGUGGUAUGCCGUGUUUCGGGUCCGGGUACGUCGAGCUGGAACACGAAAAGAUUCUCGUGCUGCACCGCGGACGGCGGGAUCGUCGCGGCGUGCUGGAUCUGAACGUGCGCGGCUUUUUCGACGCAACUGGCUCAACGACUGCUGCCUCUGGUGCUCUAAGUUCCACUACCCAGGAACUACACCAACAAACCAGUAAGCCGAAGCACCGGCGCCAGUGGAUCGACCGGCUGAAGCAAACUGUGGAAUCCGUUUUGUUGCAGACUUUGGAAAGCCCGGAAAGCGAGCAAGUCUCCGGCUCCAUUAUGCUGGAUAUCGUCGUGUUGCAGCAAGGCAGCGGGACGAGCGGUUUUUACACAAGUAAAGGCUCCACUACAAAAAUUUCCGGAAGCAGCGGUCCAUCAUGUAGUGCUACUUCGUCUACUGAUUGUUCUCCGGGAGAAGCACUUGUAGCCAGAACAGCAAACCCGAAUCCCUUGUCCUUGACAGCCUCAGCUGCGACGAUGGCCGCCUGCCUCGCGCUUGCCGACGCUGGCGUAAAGUUGCGGGGUCUGGUGGGGAUGUCGGCCUGUGCCUUGGCGGUGAGGUUUUCAUCUCGCUGCAGUGAUGCAGAAGAAGGCCUUGAUGUUGCCGAGGCAAGUGGAAAUGCAACGUCAAGUGCUUGUAGUACCCAGCAGCUCGAGAAGGAUAUGUUGACUACUACACCGAAGGCAUCUACGAGCGGUUCUGGCGCAGCUGAAAACCGUUCGAACAAGCAUAUGACGCGAACAAGUUCAAGUGGUGGCAGCAUCCUGUAUGCGGAAGUGGCCGGCUCUGUUGCCUUUCUAGAGCAUCAGCAGAGUAAAAAUGUCCUCGCAGUAAACACUUCUUCCGAGAAGAGGAUAUCAACGCUCCCCAACCUGCUUGAUCUGGCACGAGCCGACGUGCACGAGUACCAAUGCCUGAUGCGAGAAGCGUUGAAAGAGGCCGUAGUAGCGAAAAUGAUGAAUGUAGGUUGAGUGGAAUCUUCAUUUCGCCCUGGCGGCAUCACUACAACUACUUUUUAUCACUUUGUUUUUGGCGGUCCUGCUUUUUCGGGAAGUAGCACAAAAUAUACGGUUACGACGACGCGACAUCACGCACAUGCAUCUUUCUAUCAUGUACAUGCUCCUGAAGAUCUAGGUCUGCAACGCGCAGUGGUACUAGCGCAACGCACGCUGAUGCAGAAGCCUGUCGGAAAGGGCGGUCGCGACUUGAUAUGUGACAGUGUGUGACUGGUGUUCGCUUUUAGUUUUACUGAUG